This is a messenger RNA of Penicillium samsonianum, 3171 nucleotides long. RefSeq lists its product as uncharacterized. The transcript has 4 exons. NCBI's taxonomy places the organism in Eukaryota, Fungi, Ascomycota, Eurotiomycetes, Eurotiales, Aspergillaceae. The record is from RefSeq and is a predicted model, not a curated record. The coding region runs from base 1 to 3171 and encodes 1056 amino acids.
AUGGGUAUCCAACGUGGGAGUCAAGGAGCACAGGCUGGCCCCUCCAGCACUAUCAACCCAUUGGUGCAGGAGUUUGGAUCGCUUCAAGUCCUUGACGACUUGAUUCGCUUACGAGCCGCUGAUGUCGUUCAAUAUCCCAUUCUUGCCUAUCCCCGUUUCGACAACGAUGCAGCUUCCUAUGAAUACUACACGGGGAAACAAUUGGAUGCUAUGAUAAACCAUGCUGUCAUCAAGCUCAUGGAUCAUGGAUUCAAACAGGCAACACAAAAUCCAUCCAUCGUGGCACUUCUUACUUUGUCUGACCUUAACAUGGUGAUCACCUUUUUUGCCCUGAGUCGUCUGGGCUAUACUAUCAUGAUGCUCUCGCCAAGGCUCUCGGGUGACGUCUGCAUCUCAUUGCUAGAAACUGUCAACUGUGAGUCAAUCAUAUAUGGCCAAUCUCCCAAUAUCCGCUCAACAUUGGGCGAGAUCCUUUGCCGGAGGCUAGUGACCUGCCGCCCAAUACUCUCAUGCUCUUUAUACAACAAACUACAAUCGCCAUCGCUUGUUCUAAAUCGCAAUCGAAAUCCCGAAAAAGUCGCCUUGAUCCUUCAUUCCUCGGGAUCAACAGGCACCCCGAAACCGCUCUUCCUCACACACAGAGCGAUCAUGACUCACCCGCUGAGAGGUCCUGGGUUUACUUCUUUCAAUACUUUGCCAUGGUAUCACCUCCAUGGGCUGUCCACCGCAUUGCAGGCAAUGUGGAUGAGAAAGACAGCCUACAUGUGGAACGCUGCGCUGCCUUUAACUGCAGAACUCGUUGCUAGGGCUCUCGAAGAAGCCAGGCCAGAGUCAGUGGCAGCGGUUCCAUAUAUGCUCCAACUUUUGAUUGAUGACCCCCGUGGUAUCACAUUGUUAAGGCAAUGCAAGUUGGUUACCUACGGAGGUGCACCUUGUCCCGAUGAGCUGGGCGAUCGCCUAGUAAGCGAAGGAGUACACUUUGGAGGUUCAUUCGGCCUCACCGAGGCUGGUCUUGUUGCAGAAUCAAUCUCUCGACCAAAAGGUGACCCCUAUUGGAACUAUCUGAAAUUCUUUGACAAUAUCCGAUCAUAUGUCUGGAUGAAGCCCAUCUCCGAAUCGGAUUCGCUUUUCGAGUGCGUUUAUCUUGCUGGUCAUCCAGCAUUAACAACCUCGAAUUCAAACGAGCCGCCAGGAUCCUUCCAUUCGAAAGACGUGUUCACCCCUCACCCUACAAUUGCCGGAAGAUGGAAAUACAUCUCACGAUUGGAUGACCGAAUCAAUCUAGUGAAUGGUGAGAAAGUCUUGCCACUCCCGAUUGAAGGCCACAUCAAACAACACACUUUUAUCCAUGAUGCAGUUGUAGUCGGGGUAGGCAAGGCUGCUCCAGGUCUAUUGAUUUUGCGAGCGGACGAACCUUAUACCAACCGUCUCUCGGACGAAAAAUACCUCAAUGCAAUCUGGCCGACAAUCCAAGAAGCCAACUCUCAGGCAGAGGCUUUCUCUCAAAUCUCCCGCAAUCUCGUUGCUAUAUUGCCACAUGACGCCAAGUUUUCUCGAACGGACAAAGGGUCCAUGAUCCGAGCACAAAUCUAUAAAGAAUACAGCGAACUUAUCGAGGGCCUUUAUACCGAGGAGAAACAGACCUAUGGGAAUCUUCAGCUUAACGUUGUGGAGACAGAGCGCGUGCUUCUUCAACUAGCCGAGCAAGAACUUGGGAUACCGCUCUCUGGUAUCGACGCCAAUUUCUUCUCUGAGGGUGUUGAUAGUCUCAAGGCAAUCCAUUUCCGACGUCUCAUCCUUCAGCAUUUCAAGUUUGAGAUGAGCCAGACUCCUGGACCGAAUGUCAUAUUUGAAACGGGUUGUAUAUCACAGUUGGCUCGACAUAUCUGUGCUUUACAAAAGGGGGAAAUAUUGGAAGAUGUCGAGAGUGAUUUAUCUGUGAUGACUGAAUUGAUCGAGAAGUACUCCGUGUUUGAGAGGCACAUACCUCAAUCACAUGCUUUCUCAGGGCCGAACAGUGUGCUUUUAACAGGAGCCACCGGGUCAAUUGGUGCCCACGUCUUGUACGAGCUACUCAACGACGACUGUAUCUCCACGGUGUACUGUCUCACGAGGCGAGAAUCACCAUUAGAAGCAAUACUCCGCACUCUAGCCGACAAGGAUCUUUUCAUAUCCCCUGAACAGAGAGCAAAGAUCGUCGCCUUCAACAGCCGUAUUGAUCAGCCCGAUUUCGGUCUAUCUCUAGAUGAAAGUACAAUCACACACAUGCUCGACUCGGUUUCACUCAUUAUUCACACAGCAUGGCCCGUCAACUUCAAUCUCCCGCUGGGCGAGUUUGAGCCACACAUCCAGGGACUGCACAAUUUAAUACAAUUCUCGCUAUCAGUGCAGAGACGCGAGCCUGCGGUCAUGAUGUUCUGCUCCUCAGUCUCCACCGCGCUCGGAUCUCGAUCAGCCGAGAUCCAUGAAGAACCAGUCGACUUGGACAGCGCCUUCAUGGGCUACGGGCAGUCCAAGUUGAUUGGGGAGCAGAUUGUGAGUAAUGCGCGACGCAGUGGAGCAAGGGCUUAUUCUCUUCGGAUUGGCCAGGUCUCAGGUCACUCGAAGAAGGGUCGUUGGAAUGACUCUGAAGCUCUGCCGUUGAUGAUCCGGUCGGCGCUGACACUGGGCGCACUGCCUCAACUAUCCCAAACAUGUUCUUGGCUUCCGGUGGAUGAGCUCGCGUCCACUAUUCUUGAACUAGCCAGGACUUGUGCUACGCCGAGUGUGUUUGGGGAAAGUCAGGCGUCCAACUCAGCUCUACUGGAGUACGUUGAUGACUCGAUUUUCAAUUUGUGUAAUUCUCGCGAAUUCACCUGGUCGUCUUUGCUUCAUACGCUGAAGAAUUGUGGUUUCCAAUUUGAUGUUGUGCCUUUUGAAGAGUGGUUGCUGAGACUUCGUCGGAGUGAGAAACGGGGUGAGGAACUUGUCAAUCCGGCGGUCAAGCUCAUUCAUCAUUAUGAGACAAUGCAUGGGAAGAAAUCAUCUCUGAUACAGAAUGGGCCGAAAAGGUUCAUUACCGAGAAAGCAGAGAGAAGUAGUGUGACUUUGCGAAAUGGCCGACUGAGAAUUAUUGAUGAUGGAAUCCUGAGAUGCUACGCUCAAGAUUGGUUGGCGAGGUGGACGGCUUAG